Messenger RNA from Engraulis encrasicolus (European anchovy), 1779 nucleotides. It is a transcript of the gene zpld1a, whose product is annotated as zona pellucida-like domain containing 1a. The transcript is spliced from 13 exons. Gene Ontology annotation, cellular component: cell surface. Bases 328 to 1575 code for a protein of 415 amino acids. The record is from RefSeq and is a predicted model, not a curated record. Lineage: Eukaryota; Metazoa; Chordata; Actinopteri; Clupeiformes; Engraulidae.
GUGAACGACUCUCUUCCCCAUUCAUGUCUGUGACAGAAGAUGGCUGCAAUCUGUCAUCUGAUGACACCACAGCUUAAGGGAGGCUGAGUGACGGCCUCUGCAACAAUAAUGGAUCUCUUUGGACGUGUCCCAAUCUUUGGGUUACUGUACAUCCACUUGUAGCUGUGGAUAAGGGAGGCAAGUGGACCUGGCUCUUCUCCAUGGUUGGAUAUAGCUGCCAACUGUGCUUCUCUCAGAGAUGCGCCUCUCCCCAGUCGACCACAUGCAGCGGUGGGGUGCACAUGGAGUACCGGUGACUCGUUGGAGACCAGGGAACCGGGUGCUGAAAUGGAACGAAUAUGUUUGAGUCUUUUGCUCAUAAGUAAGGCAGUCUCGGUCGCUGCACAGUUCAACGGUUUCAACUGCGAUGCCAACUUCCACAGUCGUUUCCCAGCGGAGCGAGACAUCAGCGUGUACUGCGGUGUGCAGACCAUCACCCUGAAGAUCAACUUCUGUCCGGUGCUCUUCUCUGGCUACACGGACACGGACCUGGCGCUGAACGGGCGCCAUGGCGACUCGCACUGUCGCGGCUUCAUCAACAACAACACCUUCCCCACGGCGGUGCUCUUCAGCAUCAGCCUCAACACCCUGGAGGCCUGCGGGAACUCGCUGGUGGUCUCCUCAGCUCAGGGGGCGAAUGCCUAUGGGAACUUGUCCCUGGUGCAGAUUGGCAAUAUAUCAGGGUACAUCGACACGCCUGAUCCCCCUACGGUCAUCAGUUACCUGCCAGGCCUUCUGUACAAGUUUAGCUGCAGUUACCCUCUGGAGUACCUGGUCAAUAACACUCAGCUGGCCUCGUCAGCUGCUGCCAUCUCAGUGAAGGACAGCAAUGGUACCUUCGUAAGCACUUUGAGUUUACUCCUCUACAAUGACUCAACGUACGUGCAACAGCUUGCUAUUCCGAUGGCCGGCCUUACCUUGAAGACGCGUGUGUUUGCUGCUGUGAGGGCAAGCAAUUUAGACAGAAGGUGGAAUGUGCUGAUGGACUACUGUUACACUACCCCCUCUGGGAACCCCAAUGAUGACUUGCGCUACGACCUUUUCUUUGGCUGUGACAAAGACCCGCAGACGACCGUUUUUGAGAAUGGGAAGAGCCAGAUGGGUCGGUUCUCCUUCGAGGUCUUCCGCUUCGUCAAACACAAGAACCAGAAAAUGUCCACGGUUUUCCUGCACUGCGUCACCAAGCUGUGUCGCUCCGAUGACUGUCCGAUGCUCAUGCCGAUCUGUGGCAGUAAGAGGAGGAGAAGAGACACUCCAGCUGAGGGGGAGUCGAACGCAGCGUCUGGGAAUGCCGUCAUCACGGCUGGACCCAUCAUCACGCGCAGCGAGGAUACACCAAUGAACAAUUCUCAGCUUGCCCAGUUAAACAAGCCCCUGCAGGGAGACUCGGUGACCAGCGCCCUGAUCUCUGGCAUCAUCAUCCUGGCCGUCAUGAGCCUCUGCUUCUUCGUCCUCUCCCUCACGCUGCUCAAGGGACGCAAGACACCACCGCCGCCCAGCACGCUAGCUGGCUCCUUCAACCCCGCCUUCAACUGAUCUAAACUCCCGCCCCUCCACACAGUCUAACCCAGGCUCCAACAGUUCAACUCUGCUGUUCACGGUGAAAAAAGUUUUAAGUCCGGUCUACUGUAGCUUGGUUUUUCUAGGCCUGUCAGAUCUGUGCCAAUGCUGGGUCCCGCAUCUGUCACACUGGGAACAGUGGUUAAAGGUGAACAGCCCUCAUGUAUACCGUUUGUUUAU